AUGGUACUGCGUGCUGCAAAUGUUACUGCCCAAGUGAAUUCUAUCCCAAUGCUGAAUGGGACAAAUUUUAAGGCCUGGAAGGAAGCCGUAGAAAUUGUUCUUGGUUGUAUGGAUUUAGACUUGGCACUGAGGACGGAACGACCCAUUUUCACUUUGGAAAUCUCUAAUGAGGAUCAAAGUUCUAAGAAAUUCCUUGAGGAAAUUGAGCAAUACUUUGCCAAAAAUAAAAUGGAGGAGAUGAGUAACCUUUUGGCUAAAGUCAUCUCCAUGAAGUAUAAAGGCAAAGGGAACAUAAGGGAGUACAUUAUGGAGAUGUCCAAUCUCGCAUCAAAACUCAAGUCACUUAAGUUAGAGCUUGGUGAAGACCUGCUCGUGCACUUGGUUUUGAUCUUGCUUCCUGCACACUUUGGGCAAUUCAAAGUGAGCUAUAACACUCAGAAGGACAAAUGGUCCCUCAAUGAGCUUAUAUCUCACUGUGUGCAAGAGGAGGAGAGGCUAUAG
This is a messenger RNA of Glycine soja, 501 nucleotides long. RefSeq lists its product as uncharacterized. The record is from RefSeq and is a predicted model, not a curated record. Lineage: Eukaryota; Viridiplantae; Streptophyta; Magnoliopsida; Fabales; Fabaceae. The transcript is spliced from 3 exons. The coding region runs from base 1 to 501 and encodes 166 amino acids.